Colletotrichum orchidophilum is the source of this 3150-nucleotide messenger RNA. Its product is annotated as TPR repeat-containing protein. NCBI's taxonomy places the organism in Eukaryota, Fungi, Ascomycota, Sordariomycetes, Glomerellales, Glomerellaceae. The coding region runs from base 1 to 3150 and encodes 1049 amino acids. The record is from RefSeq and is a predicted model, not a curated record. The transcript has a single exon. Gene Ontology annotation, molecular function: protein binding.
AUGGCAGACACGCAAACAAAUGGAAGCCAGGCCACGGCCUCUUUGUUGUCUAGCUUCACAGAUGGCGCCUACAUUGAGGUACUGACGUCUACGGUUGCCAAGGAUCUCAUCACUAGAUUCACCGGCAACCUCCAAGCGCAGACCGCUGAGGAAGUUGCCAGCCCCACGGCGGCAUCGAAAGAUUCACUAUCCGAGGACGAAAUCGCCGUCGGUCUCGCUGCCCUCAACGCGUUCUUGCAGUCCAACGUCACAGGACCCGUGCUGGAGCACGCCAACAAGGUAGAAGCACUCUUCACUGAGAUCUUCACUGCCCACGACGCGAGCGCAUCAUCAUCAUCAUCAGACAGCCUCAAGGCGCUACGCAGAAGCAGCCUCAAGGCACUCGAGGUCGACGGUGUCUCACCCUACCCUUAUAUCCCGCACAUUGAGCUCUUUGCGCUCGCCCGUUAUGUCUUUCACGAGGCUGCUUCGGCCAGCGAGGCCGUCGUCCAGCUGUCCUCCGCCGCAUCGGGCCCCUCCUCAUCCUCCCUCCUGAAUCUGCCGUGGACCCGUCUGCGCGUCAACGUGUGGCAUUUUAAACUCCUCAGUCAGCCGUCUCUCGGCCCCGGCGCCAAUUUCGCAAAGGCGUCGCAGUGGAUCGACGUCCCGACAUUGGCGGAGCAGAUCAAUCUCGGCAUGGAGGCCGUCAGGAAGCAGAUUCUCGACGAGGACGUGUGGUCGACGGGCCAGGAGGUGUGGUCGCGCGAGGACCAGGUGCAGUUCUUGCUCGAGGUGGCCAAUACGCACAUCAUGCUCGGCCGCGAUGAUCGGGCGCGCGAGGCGCUUGAGGAGGCGACCAAGUUGAAUAACUUUGCGUACGCGCUCUCUGGUGCGCUGGGAAAGAGGACAAAGUUCCAGGAGAAGAGCACAAGUCAGCUUGUUGUUCUUGCAAAGAGCGAUGCGACGGCGAAGGGUGCGGAGACAACAGGCGGCGAGGAAGAGGCGAAGCCCGAGGCCGUCGCGCUGAAUGAUGAUACUCUACUUGAGGAGAUUCAGUUCUCAAAGGAGGCGAGCGGCAAGCAUGGCGAGCUCGCUGCGACGUCCUCAGGGCUCCCUGCGGCAUUGGCAGACUUGUCACCCGAGGCGCAGCCUCAGUUGUCGCCCCUCGACCAGAUUAUCCUUCUCACCGAGGCGACUCUCAAGGAUACAUUUUCUCCGGUCGAUACUUUGACAUCGGAAGAGGUCCUUCCGUACGCCGUGCGCGUUGUCUCUGACAAGGUAACAAACUGGCAAAUUUACUCACAAGCCCUCCUCGUCCGCUCGCGUAUCGAGGUCCACCGCAGCAGGACCGUCGAGAGAGGUGUUCUGCAGAUGCAAGCCGUCGUCGACCAAGUCGUCGUCGACACCUCGGAAGCGCCACGCCCCAAAGCCGAAGACGUCGCCAACGAGCCCGAUGUCCCCGCCAUCGCCGUCUCCGCCCCGGGGGAGACGGAUAACACCGCAGCGGCCCCCGUCGACGCAGAGAAGCCUACAUCCUUCUUCCCUGCCGCCAAGGAGACGGAUACCGCGCCCGCGCACGUCCGGCUGCAGUACAUCCACGCGCUCUCCUCCCCUCCGAAAUGGCACCUCGAGUCCGAGCUCGCCUACGCCUGGGCCGGUGUCGGCUCCCUCGUCUCCGCCCUCGAAAUCUUCAAGCGCCUGCGUCUUUGGGCCGAAGUCGCGCUCUGCCUCGCCAGCAGCGCCUCGACAGACGACGACUCGGGCCGUGGCAACGGCGGCGAGGACAAGGCCAAGGCGCUCGUGCGCUGGCGCCUGUUCCAUCGCACGGGACAAGCCCUCGUCGAGAACGCGGACCCGGACGCGGAGGAUCUCGAGGCGCGCGACGUCACGUACCUCAACCCGGCCGACUUUACGGGUCCCGAACGCAGUCCGCCGCCGCCCAAUGCGCCGCGGUUGUUCUGUAUCCUGGGCGACUUGGAGAACGAGCCGGCGCACUGGGAGCGCGCGUGGGAGAUUUCCAACCGGCGGUUCGCGCGCGCACAAAAAUCGUUGGGCGAGUGGUACCUUUCGCAAAAGGAGUGGGUGAAGGCGCAGGACGCGUACAAGCUCGCGACGAAGUGCAACCGGUUGAGCCCCGAGAUGUGGAGCAGGCUGGGCGACAUUAGUCUUCGGCUAGGGCAGUUCCCAGACGCCGCGGAGGCGUAUGGCCGAGCCAUUGGCGCCGCCGGGGAUGUCGUCGGCGGCGAGGACGCGAGGACGUGGAGUAACCUGGGCAGUUCGCUCUGGAGCAUGUACCUCGAGGCCGUGGAGGAGGUGAAGAAGCAAAUCAUUGAGGAGAAGAAGAAUGGGAUUGAAGGAAAGGUAGAUGAAGAAGAAGACGACGUCGACGACGACGACGAAGAGCCAAAGAAACGAGAGAGCAAAGCCAAGGACCCGGCCACGCUGCUAUCGCAGUCCCUGGCGGCGUACAAGCGCGGCGCCUCGAUCGCGCAGGACAACUGGCGCAUCUGGGACAACGUCCUCACCCUUGCCUCACGCGUGCGCCCGCCCGCCGUGACGGAGAUGGUGCAGGCGCUCCGCGCCAUCAUCCGCAUCCGCAACACCGAGGACGCGCUCGACGACGACGUCCUACGCGCGCUGCUGCAGGAGAGCGUGCUCACGAAAGAAAAGGAACACGACGAGAGCAAGACGGGCGUGUAUACCCCGCCGCGCGGCACCGUCGAAAAGGCGGUGAUUGCGCUGCUCGAAGAGAGUGUUGCGCCGCUGAUCACGACGAGGUCGGAGCUGUGGGAGUUGAUUGUGCGGGCGCGGGUGUGGAGGCGGGAUUACGCCGGCGCCGUGGACGCUGCGGAGAAGGCUUGGCGGGCGGCGAUGGGGGCCGGGGCGGGCGGCGGGUUGAUGGCUUCGGCGGCGGGGAGCGGGGGUGCCGGGGACGACCAGAGCCGGAACUGGCUUGCUGAUCGGGGGGCCUGGAAGGUUGUUGUGGCGAGGACGGAUGAGCUUGUGAGUGUGUUGGAGAACUUUGGGGGCGAGGUGGAGGGUGUGGGUGGACGGUGGAGGGGCAAGGCGAGGAAUGCGGUGCGGAGCGUGAUGAGUCGCGGACGGGAGGCUUGGGAGGGGACGGAGGAGUGGGUUUUGUUGGAGGGGAUGAUGGAGGGGUUGAAGUUGUAG